CUGCCAGCGGAGAGCGCUCAGCCUCCCCACUCCGCUCCUCUCAUUGGACACGCGGCACGCUCGUCACGAGGAGCCAGCUACGGGGAAUUCCCUAUCCGCGUGCUCCGCCGGAAGUGGACGCCCCUCUGCCUUUCCGCCAUUGGCCCUGAGCCGCUGUCAGUCGGCUUCACUCACGCCGAACGUCGACCGCCUCUCUGGCUCUCCGUCUGCCGUCAUAUUGGCUGCUGGAGGCAGCAGCGACCACGGCUGAGUCGAAGGACCCCCACCAUGACGAAGAACGGGCUGUCUGCGGCACUUGAAGAAUGAUUCAACUUUUAACAACACCAAGUAUUGAACUAAAUCGAGGAUGAAAUAUUCGGGAUGACGCCUGCAACUGUCGUACCUCCAGCGCUUUCCUCCGACGCCGCGGUCCGCAGAGGGGAUGUGUGCCUGACUUCUCCUAAUAGCCAUUUUUUUGCAGACAAAGAGAGCCGUUGAAUAAGGGCUUCCACCAGGCACACGGGUCCCAGGGCCACCUGUUGAUGAAGAAAGUGGGCAACAUGUGGAGCAACCUGAAGAACAAAUGCCAGACGCUGUUUCACAACAACAGUUCAGGACCCAGUGAAAGCAGUGUUGAGGCAGAUGCCGUCCACUGUGUCGUGGAACUUGGCCAAGGAGGCAGCUCAGGUGAUGCGCACGCAUCAGGAGCCUCCAGCCCAUCACGGAGCCUUCUACCAGUGCCAAUGGUAACAGCAGGACGCCGCCAUCACAACUGUGUGUCGGAUAUCCCUCAGUUAGUAGAGAUCAGUAUCGACAAGGACACUGAGGAUGUGCGAGGGGGUUCGGGGGGUGUUCCCAUGGCCAGGAGAGACUCCUAUUCCCGUCAUGCUCCAUGGGGGGGCAAGAAAAAACACUCAUGUUCCACCAAAACCCAGAGCUCCCUGGAGGCAGAUAGGCGGUCUGGGCGUUUACGAGGGAGUGGGAACCGAAGGGAUAGGCGUUAUGGAGUCAGCUCCAUCCAGGAGAUGAGCGACUCUGUGUCUGGAGGACGCAGUCUGAAUGCCCGGUCUUUGCGUCAACGGUUAAGCGAUACAGUGGGAUUGUGCUUACCCCUCCCUACACGCAGAGGCUCCCGUUCAUCUAAAAACCCUGUCACCUCCAAACGCAAGAUUCACCUUACAGAGCUCAUGCUAGAGACCUGCCCCUUCCCACCUGGCUCAGACCUUGCUCACAAGUGGCACUUGAUCAAGCAACACACAGCACCGGUCAGCCCGCAUUCCUCCACUGCCCUGCUCGAUGCUUUUGACCCGGCCCACACCUCUCCUGAGGAUGAGGAGGAACGUCUACGUGAGCGCCGUCGACUAAGCAUCGAGGAAGGUGUGGACCCACCACCUAAUGCACAGAUCCACACCCUGGAGGCCUCAGUGCCAGGCUCCUCUCUCUACAAACUGGGACCAAAGAUGGCUCCUGGCAAUGGAGAGGCCUCUGGGGACGGCCGGGCCUCAGGGACAGGCAGUUCCGUGGUUGCUGGAUCAUCAGGGGCCUGUGGGCAGGUGUUGGGGGCUUCAGCGUCAGCCCAGGACUGUGACUCCGAGGAGGAUACGACCACCCUCUGUCUGCAGGCCAGGAGGCCCAAGCAGAGGCACGCCUCUGGGGACGGUCACCUGACCCGGCAGCAGCCUGGGCCCUGGAAAGUUCACACCCAGAUAGACUAUAUCCACUGUCUGGUGCCAGACCUAUUGCAGAUCACAGCUCUGCCCUGUUACUGGGGGGUGAUGGACCGCUACGAGGCUGAGGCGCUGCUGGACGGACGGCCAGAGGGCACCUUCCUGCUGCGUGACUCUGCCCAAGAGGACUACCUCUUCUCCGUUAGCUUCCGCCGUUACAACCGCUCACUGCACGCCCGCAUCGAGCAAUGGAACCACAACUUCAGCUUUGACGCUCACGACCCUUGUGUAUUCCACUCUUCCACCGUCACCGGACUGCUGGAGCACUACAAGGACCCCAGCGCCUGCAUGUUUUUUGAACCGUUGCUCACGGCGCCUCUCCAUCGAACCUUCCCCUUUGGCCUGCAGCACUUGGCACGAGCUGCCAUCUGCCGCUGGACCACGUACGAUGGUAUAGGCUCUUUACCGCUGCCCCCUGCCCUGCAGGACUUCCUCAAGGAGUAUCACUAUAAACAGAAAGUACGAGUACGCUGGCUGGAGAGGGAACCGCCACUCAAGGUCAAAUAGGGCGGGCUUCUCCGUUGCCUGUAGACACACACUGCAGGAGAUCGUAGAACUUGAGAAAUUCCUCAUUAGCCAAUUAGAGGCUAUACUGAUAUGGCUCUUUUUCUCUGGUGGGGGAUGGAAUUUAAAUGUAACAAGCUAUACAAGAUUCAUUCUAAUCUUUGUUUUAGUUAUUACUUACAUCACAGAAAAUACAUAUGAUUAUAUUCAGUAUAAUGCUGUCUGGCAAGCACAUGUUUUUGUGUUGAACAGGUUGUUUUGACAGGAAGGAAAAGGCACAAAUAUCGGUGCUUUGUGUCCUUUCUCUCCCGCUUGUGCUCAGUGUCUGCCUGAUCCCACAACAUAACCCUGUAGAUCUGCCUGCAUGCCUCCCAUGUUCAUCCCAAAAUGCUAUUUAGGCCCCACAUGGCAAUGUUGUACAGUUCACCUUGUGCUUUCUCUAAUUUUUUUUCCCCCCUUACCUUGUCAAAGCACCUAGUGGAGCACCUUCCCCAAGAGGUUGUGUGUGGGUUGAGAGGGCAUCUGGAGUUGCUGCUGUUGGUAUAUUGCAGUCAGAGCUUGUCCCAUGGAUAAAGCUACUUAAGGCACAUUCUUUGCCAUCUCUUUGCACACGAGCACCAACUAAGCCAGAGGCGGAGGGACUGAUUCUGAGGGGGGGUCCGUAGAGUUCAGGACAGCACAUAAGGGAAAUGAAGUGCUUUCUAAGGAUAACAGAUUAGUCCUUAGAAACACUAGUUCCUUCUUGUUGGUAUGAUAAACUUUAAAUCAGUCUGUGUCCUAUUCAGUGAGCAGGUUUUUUUCUCGACUUCUUCUGAAACAGGAGAUUGAUAACAGAUUAUAAGGAAAUAUUCUGACAAAUCUCGGUACAGAUGUCAAAGCGGUCUGUCAGUUCUUCACUCGCCACGGGCUCUUCGACUCUCUGCACACGUUGUUCCUUUCUUCCCCUAUGAAAUUGAGCUCCUAGGCUAACAUUUGAGCAGUCUGGUGUCUUUAUGGAAUUAAGCUUAGGCUUUAUAGGGUUUAGUUUUAACACCUGCUUCCUUCAAUCGGCACUUUUUCAAUAGCAUCUUGCUUUGCAGAGCUUUGACCCCAUGUAUCCAAGUUGGUUAUUGUUCUUUUAUUUUCACUGGACACUUGAAAACCUUGGUGCAAGCUCGCUGUGCACUUUGGUUAUCACGACGAGGUGUUUUCUGAGAAGUUGAGGGCGUGUGUUACAAGUGGUAGGUGAAGACAAUCAAUUGAAAAUUCAAAAUGGCAGUGUCCUUUAAACAUCUUGCUAGUGAAGAUAGUGACCUAAAACCCUUGUGAUAACAUCGCCGUUCCGUUUCCCUCCUGCGUCUUUAUUUAUUUUAUCCAAUCAUGUUAAAUGUGUCGAGCUGUUCUUAUGAAGAGCGCCGUGCCACCAACAGGAAAGUGGUCAUGUGGGCUUUUCUUCACAACUUAUUACUGUGAGGUCUCGACCCAACAAAUCCCCUCGCUGCCUGGUUGCAUUUAUAGUCAUUGCAUUGAGUGCACUCCGCGCUCGACUCUCAAGAGGUCAGCAUACACUUGAGAGCUUUAGUUAUGUAAUCGGAAUGAAUUUAAGUUGUGUGGCUUGGGACAAAAACACUGCUGGUCGUUACUGUUGUGUUCUCAGCGUGAAUAGAAAACAAGUGCAACCUAUGUGCCUUCUUUUUUGAAAACCAUUUGUCUUGUUCCAUAAUUAGUUGCUUUGUAGUCUAAAACCCGGAGGUGCACUAGGACACUGAAGAGAAGAACAAUGAAGAGGUGCACGAGCUCAAAGCUCACUCACUUCUGACGCGCUACAGACAAAAAUAUUAGCGGUGCUCUUUUGGUAAAGACACGGCAGGUUAUUGAAAUUUAGAGAUAAACGUAAGUUACAUCAGUUCUCACUCACCAAUGCAUGCAUUAGUCUCCAGCCACAUUCUGACUCGUGUGGUAGUGUUAGGUCAUUAGAGGGUUUGAUGCCGGCCCUACUGUACCAUAUUUUAGCACUAGAUAUUCGUCUUUGUCUGGCACUCACUGUGCCCAAGUUAGUCUCAGCGGCAGUAUUUUUUUUCUUCUUUUUUAUUAGUUUUAAUAAAACACAUUUGCAAGUUGGAGAAUGAGAUGGGUGCAGACAACGCAAGAGAGAUUCCCCUUCUUUUUAAAUCACUAUAACUAACUAGAAGAUAUGUAGAAGAAAAGAACUGCAGGCAAUGUGCAAAACAAAAAAUAUUGAAGCUGAAACACACAAUGAGCAGAUGACUAGUUAAUUUUUAGUCUGUGUGCGUGUGUCUGUGUGUGUGUGUGUGCUCAUGUGUCAUGCGUGCACAUACCGUAGAUGGAAGGUUAUUGUGUUCUCACUAGUGAGGACGAAUCACGAACAAAUGUCAGUGCGUAUUCUUGCCCACGAGUAUCUGAGACUGUGACCAAAGCUCUCGCACGCAGCUGUGUACUAACUACUGGGAUAACGCUUAUUGCAGUGCUAAAUAGUGUUUAAAUUAAACUAAAUUAUAUUUUAGUUUUUACAAACAAAUUUAAGCUAGUUCCGUACUAUGGUUAUGUAAGACUUGAGGCUGCUCGUCUUUGCUACAACUUGUCUCUCUGGGAGUCAACUGGCCGUGUCCAGCUUACAUUUACUCCCUGAAACUCCAAAGUCGUCCUUUUUUAAACAUCAGGCAGGCAACAGUACUAUUUUUAUGCAGUUGGUUUAAGAGAGUUAAUAUUUCUCAUAUCUCACUAACCUUUUCUUAGUUUCUAUACUGCUUUGUGAAUCGACCAGCAUCUAGUGAACAUUUUCCAUGGCCCAUCACUUGGUUGUCAGGAGUUAUGAAAACCACACACUUUGUGUUGUAGAUUUAAUUUUAUGAACUGAUAAAUAUUGCCCAUCAGUCUACUCAGUAACUGUGAGAACCUGUUUUUAAGAAUUCAAUUUAAAAAAUCUUUUUUUAUUUACUCAAGUAUUCAGACCCUUGUUGAGCUGGACGAUCAUCUCUCAGAAGAGCCCUGUGGCUCCCAAACUUCCGAUCACCCUGAUCUAUCCGUCGCUACAAUUAUUUUUUAUUUUACACACAUGCAUAUGUCUUUCUAAACUCUGUGGACUCCAGUCCGGUUCUAGACACAUCUUGAGGACGAUUAGAGCAAGCAGUAUGCACGUGACCACACUUUGUCGAGCACAGCAAAGGGUCUGUGAUAUUUCAGCAUUUUUAUGUUUGACAAAUUUACGAAACCUUCUUAAUUUUUAAAUGCAAUCAACAACACAACAAAGUGCAAAAAGGUCUGUAUUACCCCGAAAUCAAAAAUCCACACAUCAAACUAUCUUCCAUCUUGCUCACUGCCACCUUCCUAUCACCCCUCGCGGUGCCCCACCCCACACGCAGGCACUAAUCACAGGCUAAUUUUACCAAGUUUGAAUAUAUAUUUUACUGGGUACUACAAGGGCCACUGUGUGUUGCCUCACGGCUGCUGAAUGACUGAUGUAGGCCUUUUAAAAAAAUAUAUUAUAUCCAACUGCUCUCUCUAUCCGUAACAUCACUGUAUAGAGGCGACUUUGGUCCAGAGAGAACUGAACUGUUUGUCCUGUCCUCCACUCUUUUCUCCAACCAUGUUAGGGCGCAGUUAGGCUCAAGUUAACCUUAGGCGCGGGCGAAGGAGAGAUGGAGCUAGGUCACAGAGCUCUUGCUUCCUGUUUGUGGGAACAGCAUGCUCACAGAGAGGACGGGGGAUUCGUUGAAGUAAAUAGCACUUUAAUUGUGUAUUUGUGUUCUGCAGUGCAGUCCGCAAGUAUCAGACAGCCGCGCGUCUUUUCUCCUUUCGUUUGGCUCUGUGCUCCAUCAUGUUCGAUUUGAAAAGACAGUUGGGCUGAGUGAGAACGUGCAGCUUUAAAUUUAGGGGUUUUAAUCCAUAUUGGGUGACCGUGAUGGGAAUUUGUACCAGUUUGUGUUGUGCAGUCACUAACUGCCAAAGUCUAUGAAACAUAGAAGAGCUUUUUGCCUUCCGUCUAGUUGUGAAACAUCCUUGGUUGUACUGAGGUCAAGACUUGGCCAGUCAAGGUCACUCCUUGGCUGUCCUGUCUGUGUUAAGGGUAAUUGUCGGCCUGUGUUGACCUUUCGAAGAACAAGUAUUCCCACCCUGUACACCUCACAUGGAUCAGAACACUCAGGAAACUGGGAACCUCAUAGUCAUUGUUUCAUAACCUGUAUGCUGCACUACAGAGUCAAAAACAACUCAAACUGUCCCACUGUCCAAAUACUUACAGCGUGGCACUGUAUGUGUAUUAGCUCAUGAUGGCGAGACUGGUGCGAGUGUUACGUUAAAAAAAGCCGGUGGUCCUGAAAUAUUUCCCUCUUGUUCAGGUGUCGUGAGCCGUGUUUUCAUGUUCUCCAACACGCUGCAGACUCUUGUGUGUUGCACGGUAGUGUAUUAGUGUAUGGACAGAGCCACACGGAGGGUCCGGGUGGAGGGGACGCAGAGUCGACCGUGAGGGGUGAUGACAGUGACUCCAAUGAACAACGCCGUCUCUGCACCCUGUCCCUUCCACCCCUGCCCACUCCCUUAUUCUCAGGCAGGCCCAUUGCAAGGAGAGUCCCAGGACCCUCCCUCAUCCCAGUUUUUCCCCAUGGGAAAAUAUCUGAUGUUAAGCGUAGCACAUUUUUGCCAUAUAAAACGUAGAUUUAUUAGAUAAAAAAAACAAAAAACAUUGUGUGUAUGAUGAAUGAUGGAGUUAUGUACUAGGAGCCUGAUGAAAAGAUAUUUUAUUCUUCUGUGGUGCAUCAACUGUCUUGCACACACCGUGACACUUCUUCUAACACCUACACUACCCCAGGUUUUGACCCCCCCCCCCCCCCCAUCCUAAGCCAGGGAUGUGUACGGACCACAUUUAGCCAGCACCACCUUUCUGUGUAACCCCCUCACCCACCUCCGCCUCCCCAGAAAAAGGGAAAACAAAGAUGGCUGUGUAUGUGUAUAUUCUAUGUUAAUAAAAAAAAUGCCAUGAAUUGAACUAUUUUGACCUUAUAUUGUCAUUAGUAUGACGCUAUUUAGCUGCACUAUGAGAUCCUCGUUUGUGGCGAGAAACCACUGGGUCUUGUCUGGACGCGGGACAGGCGGGUUGUGUCUCGAGCUGUCCCUUUUAAAGCAACAGCGUCACCCCUGGAUGUAUGACCCCCUGCCCCCUCCCCACCUCGGUACGACUCACGGUUUCAGCUCUUAAGAGGACAAACAAAAAAAAGAGAUAUUUUAAACUUUUUUUUCUCCAUGUUCCCAUGUAUAUUUUGGAAAGCUGGGUUAAAGUGCUAUAUGCAAACAGAAAAGAUGUAUGAAAGAAUUAUUUUUCAUUAUUACUUCUCCCUAAUAUGCAAUGGAGUGUGGUGUAACAAUGGUUGCAAUCCUCUGUCACUUUAAUGCUGUAUGUGCACAUUGGUUGCUGUGUGGAUGUGGGUGCCGAGGCAACAGGACUUGACAAUGAUGGGAACUAAUGGUUGUCACUCUGCAGCGCCGCCGUGUUCCCAGACUGCCUUAUUCGUUCUGACCAAUCACAAGAGCCCCCCUUUUUUUAAGACCGGGGGCUGCAGUCACUGCCACAGGCUGACCAAUCUGUAGUCGAACGAAUAUCGCUGUUCCAUUUUCUUCUGCUUCUCCCUGGUUUUUUUCUUUCAUCCUUUCUUUCUUUCUUUUUCUCUUCUUCUGCUGUCAGGAAGGAUUUGGAGCGUGUAAAUGGCAAAAUCAUGUUCACAUCUCACUGUCUGUUCCGUGUAUCUGCUUCACCAUUCAGAGAAAAAAAACAAAAAAACAGUUGUUUUCCAGUAUAACCUGUUCAUUUUUAAGAGCCGUAUGGUGCGACACUUGUAGCUGUCACUCUUGGUGCUUGGCUUAUGCUUCAUUGUCUUAAUAUUCCAAAUAAAACUGUUAAGUGUAAUCCACACUGGCCCAUGACAUGA
This is a messenger RNA of Scophthalmus maximus (turbot), 8131 nucleotides long. It is a transcript of the gene socs5b, whose product is annotated as suppressor of cytokine signaling 5b. Lineage: Eukaryota; Metazoa; Chordata; Actinopteri; Pleuronectiformes; Scophthalmidae. Bases 522 to 2213 code for a protein of 563 amino acids. Gene Ontology annotation, molecular function: 1-phosphatidylinositol-3-kinase regulator activity. Gene Ontology annotation, cellular component: phosphatidylinositol 3-kinase complex. The record is from RefSeq and is a predicted model, not a curated record. The transcript is spliced from 2 exons. Gene Ontology annotation, biological process: phosphatidylinositol phosphate biosynthetic process; intracellular signal transduction.